Molecule: messenger RNA, 1717 nt
Organism: Drosophila busckii
Lineage: Eukaryota; Metazoa; Arthropoda; Insecta; Diptera; Drosophilidae
Product: charged multivesicular body protein 7
Exons: 3
Coding region: 310-1647 (445 amino acids)
Biological process (GO): vesicle budding from membrane; late endosome to vacuole transport via multivesicular body sorting pathway
Cellular component (GO): ESCRT III complex; multivesicular body
Source: RefSeq, a predicted model, not a curated record
GACGAGAGCGACUAAAUAUCAUCACUCAAUCACGAGAGCAGUUACUGUGUGGCGGCUGGUCGAUUCAUAAUUUGACAGAAGCGACGCAACAGUGUUUACGACUUCUCGCUCGCACAAACGCGACAUUCGCCAUAACAAAACAACGCAAAAUAACAACAAUUAUGAAAUACCAUCGUUUGUAAAGAAUUUAGCAAAUGCAAAGCUAAAAAUAGCGUGAAUUGAAAAAAAUUUAAUGUGUAUGUGUAUAUUUUAAAAGUUUAUUGUGAAGUUUUACUAGUUGCUUUGAUAUAAUUGCGAAUUUUUUAAAACAUGAGUCCCAAAAAUGAGGAUAGGACACAAUUUAAGGAGUUCAACUUCCCGCCCAUUUGGGAGGACAAGGCAAAAAUGAAAGUGCUGUUGUCCACAUUUCAUCCGCGUCACUUUGACUGCGAUCAAUAUGACUCCAAGAUGAUGUUCUGGAUAGAUCUCAUCAAACAGUACUGUUACUACGCUGGGAAGGCCAAUAUUAGUGUAAGAGAGCUGCAGUUGCAAUUUAUGCGAGGAGAGCAAAUGCCCGCUUGCCUGGACAUGGUUGUAUCACAUAUGGAUCAGCAGAAACAGAUACGUCUGCGGUCUGACUACGAGUAUGAUCCAUUAAACAGCUGGAGUGGUUGGUUUGUCAACAGCUUUGUGAGACGACCCUUAUCAAGGAGCUGGCUAAAACUGAAGCAUAGCAUUAUUGCCGAGAAUGUAGAAGCACAGUCAAUGGUAGAAUGGAUACAUCUGGAAGUUAUGCAGGGCAUCUGCGAUGAAAUGGAAAAGAAAGUGCUGUUCAAAAAUCGGGGCAAGUUAUUGCAUUUUGAGGCAUUUAAAGCGCUGUGCGAGGCAAGCAGCAUGCAUGUUCAUCCCGAAUUCUUGCCACUCUGCCUGCUCACAUUACAGACUCGUCGGCAAGUGGUGCUGGAUUUCAAGAUUGAAAGAAAAACACGCUGUAUCCACCUGAUAAAAAUACCAGCCAGUGAACAGGAGAGUUUGGUGAUAACUGAAUCAGAUCAUGCUGUGCAUAAUCUGCAGGUGACUCAGGGCAACCUGCUAAAGCAGCUAGAGGAACUUGAAGAUGAGAUUAAAUUAAACGAUGAUAAAGCUCGCCAGUAUGUCAAGGAAAACAAGCGACAGCUGGCAAAAACAUAUCUGCGCAAAAGAAAUCUGCUGGAAAAAAGUCAUGAACGACGAAGCCUUGCCUUGAAUAAUAUUGAAACGCUACUAACGAAUGUGGACGAGGCUAAGAAUACCGGCGUGGUUUUGGAUGCUUACAAGAUUGGCAGCAAGACCUUGCAGAAGGUGCUUAACGAGUCGGGUCUUAAGUAUGACAACGUCGAUGAAGUGCUGGCAGAUGUGCGUGAAACCUUAGAGCAGCAUAGGGAAGUACAAGAUGUUUUGUCGACAAGUUCUACAGACGUCGCGGGAUGCGAUGAGGAUGCGCUGGAGAAAGAGCUGCGCGAUCUUAUUGGUGAAAGUGCUGCAGUGCAGCCUGAUAUUUCAAUCAACAAUAAUAAGCCAGAGAUUGUGAUUGAUGAUGAGCAGCUAAUUGCUAUGUUAAAUGAUCUGGAAGUUGAAGAAGGCAGCAUCAUCUCUCAAGUAAGCCAUAAAACACUAGGGUCGGCUUAAGGCAAACAGUAAUAGAUUUAAUUAAAAUGCUUUUAAAUCUGAUUGUUAAUAAAAAUCAACGAAUAUCGGG